This is a messenger RNA of Babesia microti strain RI, 1176 nucleotides long. RefSeq names its product MT-A70. NCBI's taxonomy places the organism in Eukaryota, Apicomplexa, Aconoidasida, Piroplasmida, Babesiidae. The transcript has a single exon. Gene Ontology annotation, molecular function: mRNA binding; methyltransferase activity. Bases 1 to 1176 code for a protein of 391 amino acids. The record is from RefSeq and is a predicted model, not a curated record. Gene Ontology annotation, cellular component: nucleus; RNA N6-methyladenosine methyltransferase complex.
AUGGAGGUGGAUACGAGUGAAAGUGUGCGUAUUGAUCGGAAAAAGAAGAAGCUAGAUAAACAAAAGUAUAGUAAAUGUGAUAAAUUUGAUAUAAAUAAAUCGAUAAGUUACAGAGGGCGGUCUAGGUUGAUGAACGAUUACAAUCAACACUUCUUAGACACAGGAUUGAGGCCUCAAAAUUUCAUUCGCGAUUCCGACUUUUCCAAAAGAUUUGAAGAAUAUCCAAAAUUAGAUAGAUUAAUGAAAUUGAAAUCUGAGAUUAUACAAGCAAGGGCAACUCCGCCGAUGUAUAUAAAGGCCAACUUGCGUACAUUCAAUUGGGAUAGUUUGGGUGUUAGAUUUGAUGUUAUAUUGAUAAAUCCGCCAUGGCAUAACAGUCAUAGUUUACCAACGGAUAAAUUCUGUUGGACAGUGGCAGAACUUAAGAAGAUUCCCAUCGAUCGUAUAGCAGAUAGUCCUUCAUUCUGUUUUAUUUGGUGCGGUGCAGAUCAUUUGGAAGAUGCUAGAGAAACACUUUCUCAUUGGAAAUUUAGAAGAUGUGAAGACAUUUGUUGGCUCAAAACAAAUAUCCACUGGAAAAACAGUUUCCAUGACAACAGCAACUUUUCCCGUUGCAUAAACAAUGAUACACUCCUAAAACGUACAACUGAGCACUGUUUGGUAGGUGUAAAUGGAAUUGUAAAAAGAGAUGUAGAUUUCCAUUUUAUCCACUCAAAUUUGGAUACCGACGUGUUAAUUGCAGAGGAAACAGAUCCUUUAGAGCUUUUGUUGAGAGAAUACGAAAUGGAUGAUUUGAGGAAACAACUAAACGAUACUAAUAUGGAGCAAAUUCAUGAGGAAAUCAAUCGGUUAAGAAUGAAGGAAUAUGAGAAACCAAAAGAAUUGUAUGAUAUCAUCGAUAGGUUUUGUAUGGGUAGACGAAAGUUGGAAUUAUUUGGCAUAGAAACUUCAAUUAGACCUGGGUGGCUUACAAUUGGUCCUUAUCUAAGUAGUUCAAAUUUUGAUCCAAUUAACUACCGCCUUUGGACAGAAGGGGAUGCUUGCUGGCCCGAAAAACGUGACUACCGCGGUGGUAGAUUCAUGGGUACUACAGAUGAAAUUGAGAAUCUUAGACCAAAAUCGCCCCCCAGGGCAGGAGGUGCUUCAAAUGUUAGAUAUGAAGAGUAUUCUGACUAA